Molecule: messenger RNA, 7027 nt
Organism: Gasterosteus aculeatus aculeatus (three-spined stickleback)
Lineage: Eukaryota; Metazoa; Chordata; Actinopteri; Perciformes; Gasterosteidae
Source: RefSeq, a predicted model, not a curated record
UUUCAGAGCUUCUGAUUGACAACAUUCUCACUGUGAUUACCGGCUUCUUUUCAAGGAAUCGACAUUUGGCUGGACUGUGUGUGCAGCCUAAAUGACGAAGUGGAACUUGUUCAAGCAUCAGACAACGCCCAUGGUAGUCGCUAACCCAACGGGGGCCAGUGCCUUGACUGUGACCCCUGCCCCCGUCGCUCUGGUCUCCACCGACAACUCCACCGAACCCGUCGAGAAGAACGACGGCUUCGACGAGAUCAAAAACAAGUUCCUGAAUGAAAUCGACAAGAUCCCACUGCCGCCCUGGGCCAUCAUUGCCAUUGCCGUGGUCGCUGCUUUACUCAUUCUAACAUGCUGCUUCUGCAUCAUCAAGAAAUGCUGUUGCAAGAAGAAGAAGAACAAGAAGGGCAAGAAGGGGAAGGGUGAAAUGGGAAUGAAGAACCUGAAAGGGGGAGAGGUAUGUUCGGAUCACGGCCGGCGGGAUUUACACCUACACUGUACACAAAGCCAGGCCGACCGCGGCCAACGCGCCCGCGUUACGCAAGAGCCGCGGGGCUCUGUCCUCCAGAUUCCAUUCCAAGAGAUGGGAGGAAAGACUCUGGUGAUGUCAGUCUAUGACUUUGAUCGCUUCUCUAAACACGAUGUCAUCGGAGAGAUUAAAAUACCCAUGAACACCCUGGACCUGGCAAAGCCAAUUGAGGAGUGGAAGGACCUGGACAGCGCGGAUCAAGAAGAGCCGGAGAAGCUGGGUGACAUUUGCAUCUCCCUGCGUUACGUCCCCACCGCUGGCAAACUCACCAUCUGUAUUCUGGAGGCCAAGAACCUGAAGAAAAUGGACGUGGGAGGACUGUCAGAUCCCUACGUGAAAAUUAACCUGCUGCAGAAUGGCAAGAGGCUGAAGAAGAAGAAGACGACAGUGAAGAAGAACACUUUGAAUCCGUACUAUAAUGAGUCUUUCAGCUUUGAGAUUCCUAUUGAUCAAAUGCAGAAAAUCCUAGCUGUGAUCACGGUGCUGGAUUAUGACAAGAUUGGCAAGAACGACGCCAUCGGCAAGAUCUUGGUGGGAAGCAAGAGCACAGGGGCCGGGCUGAAACACUGGUCCGACAUGCUGGCCAACCCCCGUCGCCCCAUCGCCCAGUGGCAUCCGCUGCAGCCCGAGGAGGAGGUGGAUGCCGCCCUCGCAGCGCUGAAUGCCAAGAAGUAAACCCCCUCCACCCGAACACAUUGUCCCCACCUCCACCUUACCCACCCAUGCAUUCCCCAUCAUGUCCCCAGGUCCCACAUAUGAGUGUAUAUUCCAGAAGAACGCCCCCAGCUGUACAUCCGCUCCCCUCCGACACCACCCACCCACCCACCCACCCACCCAACCACCACCUCCUCCUCCUCCUCUUUUGAAAAGAUCCAUCGAUAUCACCGAACAUGAUGGGAAAUAUAGUUUAAAAAAAAAAAAAAAAGAGCAUCAUGGUAAAUGAAGUCAUGUCAUUGAAAAAAGAAGACAAGUUACUGGAUGGACAGAUACUCCGUUGAUUUCCUUUAGAUCUAUUUUUGUAUUGGGGUUGUGGUUCCAUUAAUAAGAAUACAGAGUAGACUGCGAACGCCAGUAGGAGUGCUAUGUGGGAAUCUGGUGAUCGAGGGGAUAAGACAUGCACUCACUCACGUUGUACUUCUCAGCCCUUCCCUUUAGUGACACGGUUUGCUUAGAGUAGUGCUUAAUAAUAAAAUGCUUUAUACUGCCAUAUGAUAGAGAAAUAACACAAGCAGGUCCAUUCCUUAGGUGUAUUGUGCACCGUGUUCCACACCUGCCAGUUGUCAUACUAGGUGAUUCUGUUGGUUUGAAGUACAUUCCUAGAGUUGGGUAGCGAGUAGGGAAAGGCACACGUCCAGUUACCCACAAACACACUGCCUUUUUUGAUUAGUUGACCUUCCGCCCAUCGUCUCAGGAAAACUGAGAGGAAACUGAAACUCCAUGCCUUUUUUUCUAAACGGGUUCUCAUUAUUCAAACACUCCACAUGAUGAAAAGGAAACAUUGGAUUGAAAAGCUUGAGCGCUUGUUUUGUGUUUUUUUUCCCCCGGUAAACAUAAGGCUGGUGUUAGUGGAUCCGUGAGAUGCUACGUUAGGGAACAGGGAGCGGUGGGUUUUUGGUUUAAAAAAAAACAACAGAAGGAGGGUUAUUUUCAUAUUUUGUGACAGUGUAAGGUGGCGGUGGGUGUCGUUAGAACGAAAAGCAAGGAAAUAUCAGAGCGGUUACAACAGAGACUGAUUCCAACCACCAAUGGCAUGAUCUUUACAAGGUGUCGAUUACUGCCCGCAGUCUACCACCUCCCCUCCCAGCGCCGCCGAUUCUGUAUCUCACUUGUUGUGCUACUGCCAUCAGUCAUGGACUUGAUACAAGGGUUUUACUCCAAAGGAAUCCCUAUAACCGUCUUACAGUCAUAAAGGAGACAAGCCUUCAAAGUAACAAAAUAAGCAAUUUUCAACUACCAGGGACGCCUUCCAGUUAGCGGUGUUGUUCUCUUCAUUUCUCGCUUCUUUUGUUUUUCCAGUUUCAUUUUAUUUCACUUUCAAUUACUUUUAUUCCUUGUGCACUUUAAAUCCAAAUGUUGUGUUUAAGUUCCCUCGGAAACCAGAGCUUUAAUUGUUUAUGUUGUUAAUAACAGCUGGUUUUAAGAAGGAAGCGCAUUAUGUAAUCCGUUUUCUGUUGUUGCUUUGUUUGGGCUCAGCUUUUUGUGAAUGUGUUUUGAUUGUUUGAAUAUUACGAUUCUCACUUGAUUGCAAGGUCAUGGUCUGGAAGAAGGCGGCGAUCCGCGUGUACUUCACACGCAGCUUACCAAACUGUUGAAUUUAAUUGCACUACUGGGUAUUAUUCUGUUCUGUGGUAAUUUGACACUGUUCUUCGAUCCACGUAGAUUUCGUUGGUUAGUUAUGAAAUGUGUUGUGCGAUUGGAUUUGUCGUGUGGCACACGUGGUACAGCGGAAAGAAGCCCUCGUCGCGUGACCAUCUAAUGCUCCCUGUCUCCUCCGCAGAAUGGAAUUGGCUCAGUGUAUUUCUAAAUUAUAAUCAAAGAGGGAUGGUGAGGUCAAACUUGUACCUCUGAUGAAAUCCAAACCGCUUGUUUGACCCUAAUUUGAUUUAAAUCAACAGCCACAACUACUCAUUGGCUGCAAAGUCAAUGUAAAUCAAAUGUAGACAGUACUACAAUGCUUGGGGAAUUUAAUGAAUGUUGGCUCUUGUAUCUUUCUCUGUUGGAAAUUGUGAAUUCUUAUUUUUUAUAACCAACGUAGACCAUGUUCAGAUUUUUCCGUCUUUCUUCUCACAUGAUAUCGUUUCCUCCGUUGAUGAAGCAGCACUAAAGAAAAGGCGACAUGGAAGCAAUCAAACAACCCAUUGGUGUGUAGUUUUGCCUAUAUACAUAGUUCAUACACGUUGAUACUGCAUGUUUAUACAAAAUACUGUACAUAGCCGCAUGUUUUAGAGACAAAGCAAAAAUAUCUCGUGUACGUAAGUGGAUGUCAUUUGUCAUUUUAAUAACACAAACGAAAGGGAAAAAAAAGACGCACUGUAUAUUUUCUAAAUGAAACAAAUGUGUAUUUUUUUUUUUCAACGAGGGUCUUUGGAGAGAAUGUCAUACAAAUAUUAGAGUACUAUUACUAAUAACAAACCUUUCCACGCCUGAAAAUCUUAAGCAAGUGUGUCGUCCAGUACUGUGUGUGAGUUCAUGUAGGAUGAAAAUGUAGCCGCAUGCUUGCUAUAUACUUCCUUGUGAUCAAAACUUUAAUUUGAUGCCAUUUUUAUGCCAAGUUGUUUCGAAGGCCAAUGUGUUACUGAAUUUUAACGCUGUUGCUUUUUUUUCUUUCUUUGUCUUGCUAAGAAAUAUGUUUUAGUUUUUUAUAUGUUUGGGCCGGGGGGGGGUCUCCAAGUCUAUAAUAUGACUUUUUUUCAAACGCAUUUAGUGCGGUGUUAUUCUGGAAUAACUUGUUAGAUGGAGAUUGAAUAUUCCUGCAAUCUGUAGGUGGAUUGUGGGAGUUGUUUUCUGUGCCAGUAGUCAAGUCUGUUGGAUCAUAUCAUUGUAUGAAAUGAAUUUCCAGUUGCCAAAAGAUGAAAUAUCCCAUUCCAGUGCACACAGAUGACUUGGAAUCCCUUCUUCUCUCAGUUUAUAUUUUCACUUCUACCGUAUUUAAAUGACCUGAAACCUUUCACGGCUGUGUCUCUUUUACUGUGUUUAUUAUACAAUACGUGUAUGUGUAUACGAGACAAAUGAAUAAGACAAAACUAAAGCCAUAAAACUCAUGCACUGACGCUGAGUAGCUAGUUUAUUUAUGAAAAAAAAAAAAAUCUUGACAUGUCUUAAUUUUCCUUGGCCAGUGUUUCUCUUUUACAUUCCGUUCAGAGGUCUUUGUUCAUCAAAAGGGCCAAAUCCACUUUUGUGUAUAUGUGAGCUUUGGGAACAGUUGUGAGUUUAAUAGAGUGAGUGUGUCUUUUUCUACUUUCAAAGCUGUUGACGUCCUUGUUUCAUAGAGGUAGCUGAAUUUACAGUAUUGUGAUUAGUAACGUAUAUGCCUUGUUUUGAUAGUAUGGAUACUAGAUAUACAAUCACAAUAGGUUCUCAAUAAUACUGCUAAAGUUAAAGUAUAAAUAUAAAUAUAUAUAAAUAUAUAUAUAAAUAUAUAUAGUGAGAGAGAGAGAGUGUGUUCUUUUCUUGGGCUGAGUGCAAUGAACCUGACUGGGUCCCUAUUCAAGUUUCUCUUCUCGUGGUUGAACAGCGGUCUGUACUAGUGACCACGAGUACAAUCAAUAACACACUGCUGGCGAGCACGCUGGCGCCUUUUCGUUGGUUUGUUUAGCGCGUUGCUCAAACAACACAACCUUGUAGUUAGAUAUCCAACAAUCACAGAGCAAAACUGAGAGAAACUUUAAACAGCGGCACCCAAGUUUUAGGCCUGAAUCCCUCCCAUAGAACUAUGCAUAGAUUUAUGAUUUACACAGACAAAUGGCAGAAAGUAUAUGAAAAUAUGGAAACACAUAUAAUGUUAUCGACAUUAAAUGCCAUUAAAGGAGCAGUUCCAAGUUUUGGGAAGUACGCUAGUUGGCUUUCUUGCAGUGCGAGAGGAGACGAUUGAUACCACUUUUAUAACUGUGCUCUAAUUUUGGAGCCGGACGUAGACGGUUAGCUUAGCUUAGCACAAAGACUGGAAACAGCUAGCCUGGCUAGCCUGUAUUAAGCUAAGCUAAACAUCUCCUGGCUCUAGCUCCAUACUUAAAGGAUUAAUGUGUGUCAAUCUUCUUUUCCAACCAAAAAAGAAAGCGAGUUUGCCUUUUUCCACAAAAUGUUGAACUUUUCCUUUAAGUUUACGUCAGAUGUUGAAUUUUCUCUGAAGUAAACAUCCACCUGCCGUCAGUCAUCAGUCCUGGCAACGAUCCUAAAUGUGAUGUGCAACGCUGCACAUUGUCUAAAGCAAUAUCAUAGUUAUCAACUGUCCCGUUAUUGUUUCCAAUUGUGACCGAACGAUGCACUGAGAACAAGUCAAAUACAAGAUUUCAGUGUGUUUCACAAAAUACUGCCAGUACCUGCUUACAGUCGCCGGCGUUCGCUGUUUCAAUCUACACAAGCCAAAAUAAUAACUCACGUAGAAGCAAACGGAACACAUCAGAGGAUGAGGCAAACGUAAUCACAGGUCGAAUUUAUAGCACAUUUAAGGGAUUUGUUUCCUUUUACUUUACUUGGGUCACUGCAGUCACAUGCCAUCCGGGUUCUAUGGGGGCCAGAGACUGGGAGCUGUGUGCGCUUGUGUUUGUGGUACAAAUAGACGACGUGUUGGCCCUUUAGCAGACACGGUGCAAAUUACACAGCACUAGAAUCAAUAACUACCAGAUACAGUACAGGUCUGCAUGCACGGGACACAUAACUCAUCCUUCGAUGUACAUCUUUGUGCGUGUGACCGUAAUACUCAAACAAUCUUCAGUUCCACUUUAAACGCGGGGGUUGUUCCGCUGUGUUUCCGAGCUGUGUCCAUGUUCACUACCUUAUGCACAACUGCAGCUGAGACCGUGCGUCGUGUCAGCUGUGCAGACACAGUUUUGGAACGCCGUUCGCAGGACCAGCUUGUUUUUGUUGUUGUUGCUGUUGUUGUUGUUUUGUUUGUCUGUUCAACAAACGCUGGGAUUUAAAAAGGGAAAACAUCCAAAGUUCAGUAGAUCAUUCACCGCCCUGUGGAAAUGUGUGGCGGCGCAUCUCAGCGGGCAGAGACGCCACUCUGAAACGUGUUGUCUUGUCUCCUCUAUUACUCGCUGUAUUUCUUCUUUGUAUUCUUGUGCACACGUGUAACCAUCUGUCUUUAUUUUUCUUUUUUUUUUGUGAUGUAACCCUCUAACGUAGAACGCGGGAAAACUGUGUCUGAACCGACGCCAGGGUCACGUUUGCUUUUUCCUUUUUUUUGGUUCGCGUCUCUGUCCCGUUUGUGUGUAACCAGCUACGUACCAUCAGUUUCCUUGUGCUGAUUGGGAAGCAGGCUCGUCGACUCUCUCCACUCAAAUCUGCUUUUUCCGCUGAGCGCAAAGGACGCCGGCCUUCAUGUUUACAUGGAUAUACCGUAUACUGCCGAACAUGCAGGACCGUACCAAACUCUCCUCUCGAGCGCUUCGUCCUCCCCCCUCCUUCUCGUCCCCCCGAUGCAACUGUGUUCUCAAGACUCUUUCUUUUUUUCUUUUUUUAAAUCUUUCUCCCCUCUUUCUCCUCUUGAUCAUCUUUUUAAAGAGUCGGGGGACAGUCAGGAUGUGUCCUCUAGCUGUGUUUCUUCGUGUCUAGUGUCGUGGUGCGCGUGUUCAUGUCAGUACUUGUGCCUACUGUGGAUCGCAUGCUUUAGCCCUUGACUGGACACAAACGUUGCUCACAAACUCCUCUUGACCCUUAUGUGGACAAACGUUGGGGAUCCUUAUAAAAGUUAUCAAGGGAACCAAAUAACUUAUUACAAAUUUAUCAUAUGUGUUACCAGUUCUGUAAAAAAACAAAUAGGAAAUAAAGGCCUUUUAAUUACCA